Messenger RNA from Physella acuta, 600 nucleotides. RefSeq lists its product as uncharacterized. NCBI's taxonomy places the organism in Eukaryota, Metazoa, Mollusca, Gastropoda, Physidae. The record is from RefSeq and is a predicted model, not a curated record.
AUGUCUUUAUGUGCUACAUUGCAGGCCCACACUACUGGGCCCCCACACCUGGGCCCCCACACCUGGGCCCCCACACCUGGGCCCCCACUAUUGAUAUGCUCUCAAAGUAUGCCCACACCACCUUGCCCCACUAUUAAUGUUCUGGAUUGCAGGCCCCCACUACUGGGCCCCACCAUUGAUGUACCCCCACUACUGGGCCCCACCAUUGAUGUACCCCCACUACUGGGCCCCACCAUUGAUGUACCCCCACUACUGGGCCCCACCAUUGAUGUACCCCCACUACUGGGCCCCAUCAUUGAUGUGCCCCCACUACUGGGCCCCAUCAUUGAUGUACCCCCACUACUGGGCCCCAUCAUUGAUGUACCCCCACUACUGGGCCCCAUCAUUGAUGUACCCCCACUACUGGGCCCCAUCAUUGAUGUACCCCCACUACUGAGCCCCAUCAUUGAUGUACCCCCACUACUGGGCCCCAUCAUUGAUGUACCCCCACUACUGGGCCCCACCAUUGAUGUACCCCCACUACUGGGCCCCACCAUUGAUGUACCCCCACUACUGGGCCCCAAUGAUUGUUGUACCCCCACUACUGGGCCCCACCAUUGA